AUGCUUUCAACAACUUCAAGCGCCGAUGGUGGCCGAACCCUGGACACUCUGCCUACUGAGGUCAAGAAUGAGAUCUUCCGCCAGAACCUCACUCAGGCCGAGCUCCGCGAGCGUCAGAUCAGACUGUUGGAUCCCAUCUCCAAGCUUGUCAAUCAUGGACAGAACGUCAAGAUACUUGGUGCCGAACCUGAUCUUGUGUCCAGCACGGUCAGAGCCAUGACCCCACGCCUAUUCUCGCUCGAUGCCGACGGCUGGGAUCUUUACUACCUUAUCAAGGCCGAGAAGCAGUACUUGGAUCAGAUACCCAACCAUCAAACACCGAAGCAACUUGGACUGAGCAACGCCUACCAGUAUAUCGCCGGCCUUGGAUGGCUCUUCCCUGACAACAACGAAUCACCCUCGACAGCCUUCGUCUUCAAGGCUGACUCCCCCAGCUUCAACGCAGAGGGCGUGCCCUUGGCGUACUGGUCCAUGGAGAACGGACAACACGACCAAGACACUUCCUGUUGGCAAUACAACGUACAACUCCUCAGUCUUGACUGCACACUCACCAUGGCAAAGAUGGCUUUGGACAUGAAGAUGCUGAACUCUUGCAAGUUCUUCAUCUACUUCUGCAACAUGAUUCUGAACACAAGCUAUUUCGCCUUUCCCGACCAGAUCCAAUCGGCCGUGUGUCAUUACGACUGCUUCCUCUCGCUUUGGCAAUCGGGUCUCCAGAAACAUCCUAGUGUAUACACUGAUGUCAUGCUUACCCUGGAUAACAUCGUGUUGCAAGGCGCCGCCAAUGGGUUUGAGGACGAGUAUGUCCGUCAGGACAGGGACCGAGUUGCCCGCAUUGUUUCGAGGGAAAUCAAGAUCUCUAAAAACGACAAACACAACUUCCCCGGUCUCCAUCGUCGCCAGCGUAUCUGGAACACGCAGGUUGACCUACACCGUUCCGAAGGUUCCAGUUCGAUGUCACCGUCCCCUUCUCUGUCUGCUAGCCUGGUUGCCUCCAUUACCCGUAUGGCCGACAAACGCAUAACCGCUCAGGAAGAUUUGGACGAUGACGAGGAUGAGGAUGAGGAUGAGGAUGAAGACGAGGGUGACAAUGAGGCUGAGCACAGCGAUGAUGGUGAUUUGGAUGAACUUGAGGGCAGCGAUAAGGAUGGCUCAGACGAUGUCGAGGACAGCGACGAGCAUGAUGACAGUGAGGAUGAUCACAUUUUCAUUGGUGUCUUUAACCCUCGUCAUUCUCGCGGAGAGAGCACCCUUUCAUUCCGCACUGAGUCAAGAUCAGAUGGGAUGGGAAUCAACAUCGUGCAUACUUCAAACAGGCCUUGA
Molecule: messenger RNA, 1323 nt
Organism: Aureobasidium vineae
Lineage: Eukaryota; Fungi; Ascomycota; Dothideomycetes; Dothideales; Saccotheciaceae
Source: the annotation of a GenBank genome assembly